AUGGCGCAGGAAAACAGUCACAGUGUCAGUCAUGGGUGGAAUGAGAAGACUGCGACUUCUGGAGAGAAGCGACCUCCUCCCGUCGGCACAAGCACCGCCCUCCCCGUGGAAGCGGACGACAGCCCGGAGGGAGGCAGCAUCAGAGAAGAUUGCUACCUCGGAUCGACUGAGCAACAUCCCUUCUCCUCGCCGGCUGAUGCAGAGCACUGGCGCAGCGUCUAUGAGUCUGCCCGUUAUGAAGGGCGCCAUCGCUACGACCCAUCGUGUCAAUGGAGUUCCACUGAAGAGAAGAGACUCGUGAGAAAGCUUGAUCUCCGGAUCAUGGUCUGGGUCUGGAUCAUGUUCUGCUCUCUCGACCUGAUCCGCCGGAACAUCAACCGCGCGGUCUCGGACAACCUGCUUGAUGAUCUGCACAUGAGCACCAACGAUUACAACACGGGUCAAACCAUCUAUCUCGUCUCGUUCCUGGCCGCUGAACUUCCUGGAGGUCUCUUGAGUAAGAAGAUUGGGCCAGACGUUAUGACCCCCAUCUCCAUCACUCUUUGGGGGACCCUUUGUUGCCUACAGUCUCUGAUCAAGGACCGUGCCACCUAUUUUGUUUUCCGUGCUCUCAUCGGCUUCUCUCAAGGAGGGUUCAUCCCGGAUCUUGUCCUUUACCUGUCCUAUUGCUACAAGAGUACGGAGCUACCCAUGAGACUGUCGGUCUUCUGGACAGCAAUCCCGGUGACGCAGAUCACUGGAUCACUUCUUGCGGCAGGGUUUCUCAAAAUGCGUGGGAUACGAGGUUGGGCAGGAUGGCAGUGGCUAUUUUUGAUUGAGGGAUUGAUGAGCGUCGUCGUUGGCCUGGUGACCUUUUUCAUGAUGCCACCCAGUCUCACUGAGACCCACAAGAUCCUGGGUGGCAAGGCGAGCUGGCUCCAUGGUAAGACCGGAUGGUUUACGGAGCGAGAAGAAAAGAUCCUGGUCAACCGAAUCCUGCGAGAUGACCCGUCCAAGGGAGACAUGAACAACCGACAGCACGUCGACCUCAAAGGCAUCUUGACCGCGCUCACGGACGUGGAUCUCUGGCCCACGUACAUUCUCGGUAUCCUGGCCUUUAUCCCGUUCCAGCCUGCCGCCAACUACAUGUCGCUCACCCUGCGAAACAUGGGCUACACCGUCUUUGAGGCAAACAUGCUCGCCAUUCCGGGCUAUUUCCUGUUCUUUGUCAAUAUUCUCGCCGUGGUAUGGGCCAGCGAGAAAUACAGGGAACUCUUGAUCUUCGCGUCGUUGAGCAACGUCUGGGUUCUGCCUUUCCUGAUUGGACUGGUUGCAAUCCCCCAUACGGCCAGACCCUGGGUUCGGUACGCGCUGUUGACGGGAGUCAACGGAGAGCCUUACUCUCAUGCCAUUCUGGUGGGGAUGAUUUCCCGCAACGCCAACAGUGUGGCUACUCGCGCCGUCGCUGCGGCGGUGUACAAUAUCUGCUAUCAGAUUGGAUCCAUCGUCGCCGUCAACAUCUAUCGAAACAGUGAUAAGCCCUACUACUAUCGAGGCAACAGGAUCCUGGUCGGAUUGACUUCGGCCAACAUUGUCCUGUUCGUCCUGGCUAAGUUGUACUACAUCAAGCGGAACCAGCAGAAGGAGAAAAAGUGGCGGGCGUUAAGUCAAUCUGAGAGGGACAACUACCUGACCACCACCACGGAUACGGGCACGAAGAAACUCAAUAUCCGCUUCGCUCGCUAG
Molecule: messenger RNA, 1725 nt
Organism: Capronia epimyces CBS 606.96
Lineage: Eukaryota; Fungi; Ascomycota; Eurotiomycetes; Chaetothyriales; Herpotrichiellaceae
Exons: 7
Coding region: 1-1725 (574 amino acids)
Biological process (GO): transmembrane transport
Cellular component (GO): membrane
Molecular function (GO): sulfate transmembrane transporter activity
Source: RefSeq, a predicted model, not a curated record